Molecule: messenger RNA, 2582 nt
Organism: Jaculus jaculus (lesser Egyptian jerboa)
Lineage: Eukaryota; Metazoa; Chordata; Mammalia; Rodentia; Dipodidae
Gene: Olfm1
Product: olfactomedin 1
Exons: 6
Coding region: 110-1483 (457 amino acids)
Biological process (GO): signal transduction
Source: RefSeq, a predicted model, not a curated record
CCGCUGGAGCGCGAGCCGAGCCCCAUCCCGAGCCCGAGCCCCAGCGCAGCCCGCCGGCCCGCUGCACCCAGGCCCCCCGCACUCCAGUACCCCGGAGGGACCGCGAGACAUGCAACCGGCCAGGAAGCUCCUCAGCCUCCUCGUCCUUCUCCUGAUGGGCACCGAACUCACCCAAGUGUUGCCCACCAACCCUGAGGAGAGCUGGCAAGUGUACAGCUCUGCCCAGGACAGUGAGGGCAGGUGUAUCUGCACGGUGGUCGCCCCCCAGCAGACCAUGUGUUCACGAGAUGCCCGCACAAAACAGCUGAGGCAGCUACUGGAGAAGGUACAAAACAUGUCUCAAUCCAUAGAGGUCUUGGACAGGCGGACUCAGAGAGACCUGCAGUAUGUGGAGAAGAUGGAGAACCAAAUGAAAGGGCUGGAAUCCAAGUUCAAGCAAGUGGAGGAGAGCCAUAAGCAACACCUGGCCAGGCAGUUCAAGGCAAUAAAAGCGAAAAUGGAUGAACUUAGGCCUUUGAUUCCUGUGUUGGAAGAGUACAAGGCCGAUGCCAAAUUGGUAUUGCAGUUUAAGGAGGAGGCCCAGAAUCUGACGUCAGUCCUUAACGAGCUGCAAGAGGAGAUUGGCGCCUAUGACUACGAUGAACUUCAGAGCAGAGUGUCCAAUCUUGAAGAAAGGCUCCGUGCAUGCAUGCAAAAACUAGCCUGUGGAAAGCUGACAGGCAUCAGUGACCCGGUGACCAUCAAGACCUCAGGCUCAAGGUUUGGGUCCUGGAUGACAGACCCACUGGCCCCAGAAGGUGACAACAGGGUCUGGUACAUGGAUGGCUAUCACAACAACCGCUUUGUUCGCGAGUACAAGUCCAUGGUGGACUUCAUGAACACGGACAAUUUCACCUCGCACCGCCUCCCACACCCCUGGUCGGGCACGGGCCAGGUGGUCUACAAUGGCUCCAUCUAUUUCAAUAAGUUCCAAAGCCACAUCAUCAUCAGGUUCGACCUGAGGACCGAGACCAUCCUCAAGACGCGCAGCCUGGACUACGCGGGCUACAACAACAUGUACCACUACGCCUGGGGCGGCCAUUCUGACAUCGACCUCAUGGUGGAUGAGAACGGGCUCUGGGCCGUCUACGCCACCAACCAGAAUGCGGGCAACAUCGUCAUCAGCAAGCUGGACCCCGUCUCGCUACAGAUUCUGCAGACCUGGAACACCAGCUACCCCAAACGCAGCGCCGGCGAGGCCUUCAUCAUCUGUGGGACCCUCUACGUCACCAAUGGCUACUCAGGGGGCACCAAGGUUCACUAUGCCUACCAGACCAAUGCCUCCACCUACGAGUACAUCGAUAUCCCCUUCCAGAACAAAUACUCCCACAUCUCCAUGCUAGACUACAACCCCAAGGACCGCGCGCUGUACGCCUGGAACAACGGCCAUCAGACCCUCUACAACGUCACCCUCUUCCACGUUAUCCGCUCCGACGAAUUGUAGCUCCCACUACCCGGAAGCCAAGGGCCCGAGUCCUCUCCUCCCCGGGGGGGGGGGGCGGGCGGGGGGGGGGAAGCUCCCAAGAAACAGCUGUCAAAACGAUGCUGAGAGAACUAACGAUACUUAUUUUGAGGAAACAUCAGCAAUGAUUUCAUGUCAUCGAGGGAUGGCAUUGACCUCCAGAUUCCUCCUACCCAUGCCAGUAGGCCACAGAUUUCGCAGCCCCCCACCACCAAAAAAAAAAAAAAAAAAAAAAAAAAAAAAAAAAAAACCUCCCUGUAUUUGUGGCUGGAACUUGCAGCCCAAGGCCUCCUGGCUGUCCGCACCCCGGUCCCUCACUGGUCAAAUAAGAUACUAAAGAAGCAAGGCGAUGACUGUUGGUCCCUCACCCGAGAACAACCCACUGUUAGGAUUGCAUGGACAUCUCCUUAGGUUGUGAUCAGCGCGAUGGCGGUGACGGCCGGCCGCAGCUCCCCAGGGUCCUGAGGCGCUCGCUCGGCGUUGGCUGGCGGGUUUAGCCCACCUGUAUCCUCGCAGCUGCCUUUUUCUUGACUGUGUUACUGUCUCUUAGAUUUACCGUGCUGAGACUCCCAGUAGCUCACGGAACCCGUGUCUAGUACUUUCCCGAAGCGAUGGUGGCCGUGCGUAGAGUGAAGUUGCCGUGCCCACGUUGUUGAAUUCGCGUGCCCCGUAGCUAGAUCGUGCGCUGUCUGUGUUCCCCCUGAGGUGGUAACCCUGUGUGUUCAGUUUAUGCAAUGAAUGUCGUAGUGCAAUGCCGUAGUUCGGAUUGAUAAGUGGAUGGUUUUUGUUUCUAAAAAGAAAAAAAAAAUCAGUGUUCACCUUAUAGAGACAUAGUCAAGUUCGUGUUGAUAAUAAAAGAGUUCUCCUCUUCUUGUUAUCUGAAUUGUAUAACCACGGAUCAUGGGAAGGAAAGCGUUUGUCUGGAAAACUUCGGUUUCCAAUUGGAAGGAAAUACCUGAGGGUAGCAGGGUGUGGAAAGGUCAUUUUUUUUAAAGUUAAAAAACAAAAAGAAAAGAAAAAAGAGGGAAACUUUGUACUAUCUAGUUAUCUGAGGAACAAUAAAAGUAUUAGGAGACCUUUU